Molecule: messenger RNA, 432 nt
Organism: Heterobilharzia americana
Lineage: Eukaryota; Metazoa; Platyhelminthes; Trematoda; Strigeidida; Schistosomatidae
Source: the annotation of a GenBank genome assembly
AUGGCAGGUUAUAUUGCUAAACAACUCGUGGCAAAACCUUUGGAUGCAGUUAAAAAUGUUGCCAAGGAUGCCGGUUCACUUACUGCUCCGAAUGAAGAAGAUUCAGAGGCAUCAAUAAUUGCAGCUGAGGAAAAACGUAGAGAAAAAUUUGAAGGAUUAGAAGAGCAAAGAGAAAAUAUGAGACAGACAAUUAGAGAUAAAUAUGGACUGAAAAAGAAGUCUGAUUUACUGGAAGUUGGUACACCCAACAGUUCACGAAGAUCAUCAACUCAUCGAGUCUCUGAUGUCAACUUGAAUACUCAUCGUCGAUCUGCUCAAGAUGAUUCGUUUAUGAAAUUCAUUCCAACUGCAAUACAAGAUGUUGCAUCCAGAGCAGUGAUUUUACCACAACAAUUAGCACAACAAGCUACAGAUAAAUGUUGUAUAAUGUAA